Messenger RNA from Mercenaria mercenaria, 3859 nucleotides. Its product is annotated as homeobox protein php-3-like. Gene Ontology annotation, biological process: regulation of transcription by RNA polymerase II. Gene Ontology annotation, cellular component: nucleus. Lineage: Eukaryota; Metazoa; Mollusca; Bivalvia; Venerida; Veneridae. Gene Ontology annotation, molecular function: RNA polymerase II cis-regulatory region sequence-specific DNA binding; DNA-binding transcription factor activity, RNA polymerase II-specific. The record is from RefSeq and is a predicted model, not a curated record. The coding region runs from base 324 to 1151 and encodes 275 amino acids. The transcript has 3 exons.
CGAGUGAUUCAAUGUAAUAGUAAAGAUGAAUAAAAUACGAUUGGAAUAAGAAACAAGCGUUCCGUAUAUUGAAUUUCGAAUGUUUAACUGACUCUCGUGUGGAAAAAUAGUAAUAAAAAUACUUCAAAGACGCUGGAUAGGAACUCGUAGUUUGACGCGUGAACGAAAAGAGACGUGUUAGUUAGUUCCAAUACUUUAAGGGCUUUGCUACUUUCCUACAGUUCUGCUUGCGCCCAAGUUGUGUAAAGAUGUCUUAAAGUUAAGGCGAAGAUAGAUCACAGCUUUUCAAAAAAAUCGGAUUGUUCAAGUGGUUAUGGUAAACUAUGGAAAGCCCUGCUAACAACAUUCUAGCCGCCCAUUCAGGAUUAUCGUUGUAUCCAAACCCCAUUAGUACUUCCGUCCCAGGUCUGCUGAGUUCGAGCCCAACACAAGAGUCUUCGUCAUCCCGGUUGUCCGGGAACAACUCGUGGGGAAGCUACACCGGUGACAGUGGAAUUGUUGCCCACAAUUCGUGUUCAAUGGCAUCUUACGGCAACCUGCCCCUAGGGGCCAGUUUUUCAAUGAACAGCAAAGCAGCUGCAUAUAAUUCUGCUUUUGGAAGCAGUUCUGACUACCUAAAUUGUAGACAAAUGGUUAAUCACAUGUCCCCCUUGAACGCUAUGCCCAUGCGCAAUUACCCCUCAAUAUAUGGUGACAUGUAUCAAGGACAUACCGCCGGUUACACUAACAGUGGAUUUUAUCCCGACAUGACCGCCGGAAUCCCGCCUUUUCCAGGCAGAGAGUUAGAUUGUCGGCAACCACCAUCAGAAUCUUCAGAAGGAGAAACAAAAGGUAGAAAGAAAAGAAAGCCGUAUACACGUUACCAAACUAUGGUUCUGGAGAACGAAUUUUUGAACAGCUCUUGUAUUACGAGACAAAAACGUUGGGAAAUAUCAUGUAAAUUACAGCUCACUGAGCGGCAAGUAAAAGUAUGGUUUCAAAACAGGCGAAUGAAAAGAAAGAAAUUAAAUGAAAGAGCAAAAAAUAGACUCAGAGAAGAGACUGAUAUUAAAGAUGUUCCCCAAUUACCACAAGCACAUAACCAACAUCCGCAGCAUUCUCUUGCUGCACACUCUCAUUCUGCGCUUGCGCAACAACACUUACAAGCCUGACGAUUGGUUAAUUAUUAGCUAGGGGGUUAUCUCAAAACAUUUGAUAUUGUCUGAGAAAUGACUUGGCAGCUGGACCAAGUUAAAGUGCUAAAAGUGACGAGGAAGUUAAUAUAAAAGGUGCUUGAAUAAACAGGCUAAAUGUUUAUAGAAAAGUUUCAGAAAAUGGUAUUUUACCUAGGUGUCUGAAAAUGGCUAUGCCAGUAGCUUCGAUCUCUUGCCGGUUUGGAAGUUUUUGCUCAGAAUAUUUAGAGCAUAAUGUCCCAUUUGGGUUGGGUUUUCACCGACCUGAACAAAUUUACAUAAUUACACGUUGUGAUUUAAAAUUCCAUGAGUUAUUUAAUAUUGUGUACAUAAUUUGUGUAUAGUUAUUGUGCACUGUGUAGAAGUAUUUAAAAGUGAGAGUUUAAGUGCUAAUGUGUUGUGUUGGGGACGUCUCAUCAUGAACUACUUUCUUUGACGGACUAUUUUUGCGUCAUUCAUUGAAUUGCCAGUGCCAUUCGACCUAAAGUUAUUGUGGUUUAUGUGAUAUUUCCCUUAUUUGCAUUGAAUCUUAAUAUAUUAGGGUUGCUUGUAAGUAAGUUCUACAGAACUUAGGAAUGGUAACGGUGUACUUCCGGUUGCGUAUACUUCCGGAUGACCGAAAUAAGCAGAAGCGCCACCACAACAUUAUUUCAACACCAACAACAACAUUAUCAGAAUAAACGGAAACAGAUUAUUUACCGUUGAUUCGAUGCAGGAACAGUAUUUUGAUUUAAUGCUGAUUUCACAAUCAGACAUUCAAUCCGACGAAUUAGAAAACGAAAACGGCAGACGAUAAAAUACAUUUGCAUCAUUACUCAUUGUGUGAAGACUUGGUUUGAGUAUUGGCCAUUUCCACGGACAUAUUGCUUCGGUGUCGUAAAGACGCUUGCGUAGCUUUGAAAUGAAAUACUAAAACAUUUCUUAGUGGUAAUACUCUUACUGGCAACAGACUUUAUUUCAGCAUAAAUAAAACAAGACAAAACAGAAAUUUGUGUUAAAUGAUAAUUAACAUAUGUAUAUUGCUUACAAACACAACACAGAAACGUAUGUGGUCAAAACCUAUAGACGUGUUUAAAUGACAUAUGGAAAAGAAAAGUUUGUUUCUUGAUUGAAGAAUAAACACUAAAGAAUUGAAAAUGAUAAGUUUUACAGGUUAUUUAAAAUCGCUUUAAAUUGUCAGUGAAAUAUGUGUAACUGGAGAUACCAGUUUAUUUUUAGAAAAUUAUAAAGAAAUCCUAGAAAAUUAGAAAUUCUUAAAUUUUAACUAAUAUUCAAAUUCGAUUUGUUCUUAAAGAAAUUCUUUUCAUCGUUCUGCUUUUUCUUUCUUUCUGUUUUCUUUUUUUUUAUUGUGAGAAAACUUGCUAUUAAGAUUACUAAUUGCGUCCGAUGAUAAAUAAACCAAGAAAAAGAAUUUUUUUUUGUUUGUUUUUUGCUUCGUCUGUUAAAAGAAACAGUUUGUAUACAUACAUGUAUAUAUUGUUAUCAUUGUUUAAAAUGUGCACUCCUAAUACUCUUUGUUAUUCACAUAUAAAUUCAGAAUCAUAUGUGACAAAUAUGUAUUUAAUACAUUUUUUACCAAAAUUUGUAAAAUUGAUUCUAAAUGCUGUGAGAUUUAUUUUUAAAAAAAAGCGUUAAUACAACCAAUGCUUUAAAUAAAGUGAUUCAGUUCAAAUUGUCAAUAUCCCAUUGAAGAAUCCGUAUGUAAAAGCGACAUUUUUUAAAAACAAUUUAAACCGAAAAAAACACACACACACAACUCCUUAGGCAUUUUAUAAAACCAGAAAUAUAUGUUUUUAUAUUCUUAAACGUGUUAAUUAACUAUUAACUGAAACCACAAUAUGGCACUUAAUUGUGACUGGCGUUUGUUCCUGACAUAGAAUUUGUAUUGACUUCUUGAAAACGGUAGUACAUCCUAAUGUGAUAUUAGUAUUGAAAGGAAUUCACCAUUUGUAUGAACCCAUGACUUUUUGAGUAUCGUACAGAGCUACCCAUACUUAAGGUAGCGGCAUAGCUUUGAAUAAAUAAAUGCUUACUGUCGAACACAAAAUAAAAAAGAAAAUUAAUUAAAAUUAAAAAGUACAUGUAUACGUCUAUAUAUUUCACACAAAAAUUACUGCUGUACAAAGUUCAUAACAGUAUUUAAGAGUUUCAGCAGUAAGUGAUCAGUAUAUGCUCUGGCUUUUGAUUUUAAAAACUCAUUUUAUUUGCAUUUGAAAUUCAGUUUUGUUGGGCAGUCGGACUGAAACUUCAUCGGUGCUUCUAAAAUCAAAUGGUGUUUAGCUUAUAACGUUUAUAGACAACAGUUAGAUUCUCUUUUAACCCUUAUCAUGCUGGACACAAUUGAUUCUGCCUUUAUAACCAGUGAAGAUCAUGAUCAGCCUGCACAUCCGUGCAGUCUGAUUAUGUUCUGCACUGUUCGCCAUUCAGUCAGUAUCUUUUUUGGUAAGCACCCCUUUUAACAGUUAAUGAUACUGUCCAAAUUGAAAGAUGGACAAGUUCAUUAUAGAAAUAUAGCAGGGUAAAGGUUAAAACUAAUCGGAGCUUUGCCGCUACCUUAAAUAUAAUUUCACGUGUUACCUCAAAUUGCGUAAUAAUUGUGACAUGGCAUUUUUGUAUUGUUUGAAUGUUUAUUGAAUAGACAAAACUAUGAUACUAUUGUUCUGAAUAAUAAAAUAGAUUUAAAAACA